GUCGGAUACCCACGACUAAUUCAUUCCGUUACUCUCCAGCAUUAGCCGUGGGACAAUAUAACCAAUACACGCCGUUUUGACCUUAACUGUAACCUCUCAGUAGACCAAUGAAAUCGCAGUUUACAAAAAGAAUACUCUUCGCUUUGGAGGUAUCAAUGCUUCGCCUACAACAACAAUGGCGGCUGCCAUAGGAAACAAAUGUGUGUUUUGUUUUCAAGUAAUAAAAGGUAAAAAUUACAGAAAUCUAACAUCGAACGAAUCUUUAAAUGACUUUGGCAUUAUUCUAAAACAAAUUAAUUUAGAGGAAACUGGAAACGCGUGCAAUGUUUGUGUUAAUAAGCUAAAUAGACUUCGAUCAUUUGACAAAAAAAUAGAGUGCCUGGAAAUCGAAAAAAGUGAACUUCUACAAACAAUAAAAUCCCUGCCAGGGGCGGUUGCGAAAAGCAAAGGUGGCAAUGUUACGCCACAUGGUUCAAAGAAAGUGAAACGUGCUCUUGAGUCUUCACCUUCAGGUUUGACUCCCAAGAGCAAAAGGACGCUAUUUAGAACACCAAGAAAACCAACCGUAUUCGCUACUAGUACUACCGGCGAAAAAUCACUGAAGGUAGAUGCAUCAACGAGUACAUGUACCAACACACUUCCGACUAGAAGAAAGUUUGAUGUCAAGGUAACAGUGAUGUAUAAUUCAACUGAAAGAUGUAAAAUCAUAACUGAUAGUGCAGAACAGACUGCAAUCAAAGCCAUGAUGAAUGGAAAAGGACCAGAAACAGUAUUGAAACAGCUGUCAAAAUGUAGUAAAUACAGGUCAGCAAUGGCAAAAUGUGUUAGCAAGGACAUAAUACAAGAAGUGUCAAAAUUGUCAAAGCGUUCAGAAAGUGACUUUAAAGUGAAUUCUGAAAACGAUCUAAUGAACUUUAAGUGGGAAGAUCAAGCCAAAAUGAUCAGAACAAAAGUUCCAACUCUAGCAGCUAUCAUCAGCUGUGUUAUUGGUGAAAAGCAAAAAAGCAUGGCUCGAUUUGUUGUUGCUGUUGGUGUGAUGUUGUAUGCCAGAUGUCAGCUGCUGAAUCUUCUUCAGUUCGUUCUUGGUCUAGUGCUAGACAGUUGUGGCUUGAACAAAGAGGGAUUAAAUAUUAUGCAUGACUUGGGCUUGGUUGUGUCAUACACAAGUGUACAUAAGAAAAGGAAGGACCUUGUGAAGAAACAGAAGGUAAAUAUCGACCAAGUAAUUACACGUUUUGUGGAACGGGGUCAACUUAAUGGGUCUGACAAUAGGCACAAAACCAUUGAAGUACUUGGGGACAAUUUAGAUAUCACCAUAGCACCCACACACAUGACAAAGGACAAUCAAAGAAAGAGUCUACAUUGGUUUUUAACCAUGGUGAAACAAAGAAGGGUGACAUAUGAAGACCUACACAUAGAAGGUCCAGUUCCAGAACAACCAUGUGUGACAAUGAUUCCAUCAUAUAAAUGGCUUCCGUCAGAGGAAAACAUGAAAAGUGUUCUUCAUAACUUCAAGUUCCAUGUUGCUUGUGUGUUAAUGAAGUAUGUUGAUGUAUUUAAACCUCUGAUUGAUUCAUAUCCUGAAUACAUUUCACAUCCAUUCUUAGAAUUCACAAAACAAAAGUCUGUUAUUCUGAAUACCAAUCUUAUAGAUGAGAGUGAAAAUUCAACUCAAGGGAUGAUAAAAAUUUUACAAGAUGUACAGGACAUGACUGUGCCUGUAGUAGAUGGAAAUAUAAUACAAAGGGUUGUAUUUGGGGGAGAUGUACUCACAAAUGAAAGGGCAUUUUCUGCCCAACAAGCCAUGCAGAACAACUCCACUGAUCGUGAUCGACUGUUUGGUAUGAUACAUCGGCCUGAAGGUCUCCACCAGCAGUUCAACUUCCUACUCUGUAUUUAUCAGCUCUUCUACAAGGCAAGCAGCUCUAUGGACACAGGCUCCAUGUACCAGCUACGCAACCUGAUUAACCGCAGAGAUGUGACAGGACCAGACGAUGUUGUGCAAAAAUUUCGGCCACAUCAGCAGUUCCUUGAGGAUGUUACAGACAGCUACAUUGUUGCAGCCUGCCUUGAUGUUAUGGAAGAAGGCUGCUCAAACAAAAACAAUAUCGAGUUUGUAGAAAAAAUAUCGCAGAAGGUUAUGGACUGUUUUAAUCUUGGUGUUACUGAGAAUUCAAAAUCUCAUGAGAACGUCCAGAACAGCAAAGUCAAAGAGUACAAGGCCUGA
This is a messenger RNA of Dreissena polymorpha, 2227 nucleotides long. RefSeq lists its product as uncharacterized. Bases 176 to 2227 code for a protein of 683 amino acids. The transcript has 7 exons. The record is from RefSeq and is a predicted model, not a curated record. NCBI's taxonomy places the organism in Eukaryota, Metazoa, Mollusca, Bivalvia, Myida, Dreissenidae.